AUGGGCGGCGGCGAGCUGAAAGACCACCUCCUCUGCGUCCUCCCCUUCCCCGAACCCACCGCCAUCCUCUCCGCCCUCCGCACCCGCUUCCCCGACCUCGAAGUCACCUACCUCGACGUCUCCUCCUCAGACACCUCCACCACUUCUACCGCGCCUCACAUCCCCACCCACCUCUGGUCCCGCACCACCCUCCUCUGCACAAUCACCACUUUCCCCCCCAGCGUGUCCUCCGUCCCGAAUUUGGAUCUCGUACACCUCAUCUCCGCCGGCGCGAACCAGAUCUUUGACAAGCCGAUCUGGAAAGAUUCAGAUGUCACGAUCACGACCAGUUCGGGCAUUCAUGGCCCGCAAAUCGCGGAGUGGGUGGUCAUGACUGGUCUCGUGGCGAGUCAUGGAUACAGGGAACUUUAUGAAUUGCAGAAGAGGAGGGUUUGGGGGGAUAGGAAUGGGGAGUAUAGGAAAGUGAGCGAUCGCGUGGGAAAGAGGGUGGGUGUGUUGGGGUAUGGAAGUAUUGGACGACAAGUGGGACGGGUGGCAAAGGCGAUGGGCAUGGAGGUUUUGGCGUACACGGCGGGGGAGAAGGAUACGAGGGAGAAGAAGAGGGAUCGCGGGUGGGUGGUUCCGGGCACGGGGGAUAGGGAGGGGACGGUGCCGGUGGAGUGGUGGAGUGGAUUGGAUAAGGCGAGUUUGCAGGAGUUUUUGAAGCAGGAUUUGGAUUGGUUGGUUGUCUGUGUUCCACUUACCGAGCAGACCAGAGGCUUUCUUGGGGAGGACGAGUUUCGCAUCCUCGGCGACGGAGGGGAGAGGCCCGCCUACGUGACCAACAUCGCGCGCGGACCGAUUCUACAGACGGAUGCGCUGAUCGAGGCGAUUAAGAAGGGGUGGGUGAGUGGUGCUGCCUUGGACGUUACGGAUCCGGAACCCCUGCCACGGGAGAGUGAGUUGUGGGGUAUGAAGGAGGUGAUUUUGACGCCGCAUGUGAGUGGUAGUGGGGAGGCGUAUGUGGGGAGGACGUUUGAGGUGCUGGGGGAGAAUUUGGAGAGGAGGAGGAGAGGGGAGGGGUUGAUUAAUGUGGUGGAGAGGGGGAGGGGGUAUUGA
Messenger RNA from Zymoseptoria tritici IPO323, 1098 nucleotides. RefSeq lists its product as uncharacterized. Lineage: Eukaryota; Fungi; Ascomycota; Dothideomycetes; Mycosphaerellales; Mycosphaerellaceae. The record is from RefSeq and is a predicted model, not a curated record. Gene Ontology annotation, molecular function: NAD binding. Bases 1 to 1098 code for a protein of 365 amino acids. The transcript has a single exon.